Molecule: messenger RNA, 1233 nt
Organism: Argentina anserina (silverweed cinquefoil)
Lineage: Eukaryota; Viridiplantae; Streptophyta; Magnoliopsida; Rosales; Rosaceae
Exons: 7
Coding region: 321-935 (204 amino acids)
Molecular function (GO): protein binding
Source: RefSeq, a predicted model, not a curated record
UCCACACCAGUGUAAAAUUUAGUGUUAAUCAAAGGAAAAAGAUUUGGAAUUGUAGGCCCAAGUGCUCGCUAUUAUGAGUAUUCAAGCGAAAUAAAAUGAAGUGUGGAAUGCUAGUAGAAUAUUGCAUCCAUAGUACAUAUAACAUGAAGAGAGGUAUGAUUAUUAGUGGUGUGGAGAUGUCAACUGUAUUAAGAAUGAAUGCACAGAACAGAUGUGCUUUCUUCUGUUCCAUCUUUUCUGAUUAUUUAAAUCAAUAACAGUUGGCAGACUAUGACCAUUCUCAGUUGUUUUUCUCCUACCUUAUAGUUCAGUAUUAAUGUAUGGCACUUAACACUGUUUCAUUGCAGGCAGCUGUAGCACGUAGCUUCUGCAAAACUGUUGAUGUGUAUGACCAGGAUAUACACGUUAGGACACUAUGUACACUCCUGUAUCCAACAUCACUGACCUUCAUGCAAAGUUCGCGUUACGGAAAUGAAAGUUCUAUAUUAGCUGUUACUGAGGGUUGCCAGCUGAGUAUAUGGGACUUGAGAAUGAAAGAAAAUGGUGGCUGCAUACAACGAAUAUGUGGAUCCCUUGGUGAUGACUUCUACACUGUUUGCAGUUCCUCAACUGGGAACGUUGCAGUCGGUGGAGCUGAUCGUACAGUGAAAAUCUACGAUCCUCGUAGAUGGGCAACACUAUCAAGAUGGGUGCACUGCUCGAAAUAUGAGAUUACCGGGCUUGCAUUCUCUUCAAUUGACUCCAACCAUAUUUAUAUACAAGGGGUUGAUUAUGAGGUCUUUUGUGGAAACUGGAAAGAGAACAGCAAGGUUUUUUCCUAUAGAGGAGAUUCAAAUUGGCUUGGUUUUAGCAAGUGCCAGAACAGGGAUGUUGUCGGUGGAUGGUGUGAUUCAGGUAGCAUCUUUGUGGCCGAUGUAGAAAUUUUGUGCGAAUGAAUUUCUCUACAACUGGUUCAAGCAUCUCUCAUCUAUGUAAGAUAAAUUUUACUACUACGCAGGAUUACACUACAGAGGUCUGGCCUAAUAAUAGUUUAAACAGAUUUGAUAUUCUUAGCCCUGUGGUAUUUAUUACUACUCUGUUCUGGACCCAAGAAGCAUCAUAUGACUGUCCAAGCAAUCAGCAGAGAUAUAUAUGGGUCUUCCUGUGCUAAUAUAUUGAUUCUCUCUUGUAAUAAAGUGGAGGUGAGUGCUAGAUUCUUAACUUGGGAAUAUAGUUGGAUCUGAAGCCCCAUGU